AUGAGGGAAACGUCGCUGUCACUCGCUGUCACUUUAGCGACGAUAGCACUAGUUGGUGGAGUAUCCCUCGAAACAUACCAAAAUCCAGCUGUAUGCCCAGAUAGAUUGAACGGUACAACCGUAUACAUCGCUCAUGAAACCGAUUGUACCAAGUAUUACAAGUGCACUUAUGAUAGGAAAGUUUUGUUGGAAUGUGCAUCAUAUUCACCGGGGCAAUUGCUGCAUUUUGACCCUGUAAGACAAGUAUGCAGCUGGCCAUGGAGCACGACCUGUAUAUCAAAAUCACCCGACUGUUCCCAAAAUGGUUACCGAGAAUCCUAUCCAUACGAUUGCAGCAAGUACUACGAAUGCCAUAACGGCUGGAGGAGUUUGAAACAGUGCGAGGUUGGUCAACUAUUUGACGGUGUAAAGAGGACAUGUACGCCUGAGGAAAGUACGACGUGCAAGCUUUACAAGGACACGUGUCCCACGGAAAAAUUGCUCGUGUCUGUAUAUUUAUCGCACGAAUGCUCCUGCAACGCUUACUACGAAUGCGAGGAUGGAGAGUACAUUGAGAGGUGGUGCCCUUAUGGCAAAGCUUUCGACAUUAAUCUCAGGACAUGCAUCACAUCCGGAAAGGCGGUAUGUGAUCCCAAAUCGGGUGACAAACCGUAUCCAACCGUCGAGUGCCCUGCAACCGGUACUAUAGACAUUCCUCAUGAGACGGACUGCAGUUUAUAUUACGAAUGCGUAAACGGUGUGAAAAACGAGAAAGCAUGCAAAGAUGGAUUGUCUUUCGACGCGGUAAAAGGUAUGUGCACGUGGCCAUUGAGUAGCGAUUGCUCGUCGAAAUCCCUCGAUACGACGCAAUUGCCUGCGCCCUAUCUGCUUGAUGCAAAUGAAGAAAUCGCCCCUAGAAAUGACGAUUUUAAAUGUCCUUUGGAGCAAUCGAACAAAGUUACCCGUUUUCCACAUCACUGUUCUGCCAGCAAGUUUUACGCUUGCGAACAGGGACGUAUGUACCUUAAUACGUGUCCUGAUGGUCUGGUAUACGAUUACAUUAGACAAACCUGCGCUGAUCCAACCAGUGCUACAUUCGACAAUCAGGAGGUUUCUACUCUUCUAAACAAGAAAGCUGCUUAUUUAGAAGAAUGCCCACAAAAUGGUCGUGUACUCAUACCACACGAAACAAACUGUUCGCUUUAUUACGUCUGUGCCAACGGUAACAGAUCUCUUGCCCAUUCUUGCUAUUCAGGGCAUUACUUCAACCCAGAGAUCAGCUCGUGCGAUUUACCCGAGAAUACGAAGUGUCAUAUAUCGCCACUAACUACUUCAUCUACAACUACGAUAACUUCGCCAACCUGGUGUUCUGUAUCUGACACGAAAUGCAGGUUGUAUCCCGAUUCCUGUAAUUGCAAUAUGUACAGUCAGUGCGAGGAUGACAGAAUAGUAACGAAGGUAUGCCCAGGACAGCUUUACUUCGACGACACGUUACAGACAUGCAACUUACCGCAAAACGUGAAUUGCCAACUUAACUGCACUAAUAUGUGCACAGAGGGAGAACUUUCACCUCACGAAUGUCAAUGCCAGAAGUAUUAUAAAUGCCACGAUGGAAAGCAAUAUCUCGAAAUUUGUGACCCAGGGAUGACCUUCGAUUCGGUAACAAGGCAUUGUGUCAACGAAUCGGAAAAUCAUCACUGCUACCCUGAUGUACCCGACAGAGACUGUCUCGGUACAUGUCCGUCAACAGGCAUAGAUUAUUUGCCACAUACAGAUUGUAAGAAGUAUUGUAUAUGCGAUAAUGGAGAAACUGAAGUUGAAGAAUGUAAUGGCUGGUGGAUUUACAAUCCGGAUACGAAGCAAUGCGAUUGGCCGGAGAAUAUACGGAACUUAACGUGUGACCCUUUCCCGUGCACGGCUGGUGGUGAUGCAACUACGAUCCCUCAUGAAUGUGAAUGUAACUUGUACUACGAAUGCGUCAAUAGUACGAAGCACCGUGAACACUGUGACGAAGGAAUGUUCUAUGAUUAUGUCAAACAAAUCUGCGUUACAACAGAUCCUCAUUGCUAUCAGGACAAAGAAAACGACGAUGCUAAGCAUUGCAAGGAAACUUGCAAAACUAUGCACGACUCCACGUCAAUUACAAUUCACGAAGAUUGUACAAAAUAUUGCAAAUGCAUGGAUGGAAACCGACAUGUUUAUACGUGUCCCGAAGAUCAGUACUUCGACCAAGAGAGGGGAAUAUGCGAUUGGUAUGAAAACAUAAGAAAUUUAUCGUGCGACCCUUACGACUGUGGACCUAAAGAUGUUAAAGUAAUACCUCAUGAAUGCAACUGUACCAUAUAUUAUCAAUGCGAUGGUACCGAAAAAAUUCGUUCUACUUGUGACGAUGGAUAUUAUUAUGAUUACGUUCUCAGAGCAUGUGCCAAAGUGGACGCCCAUUGUAUGAGACAAUACUCAAAUGAGGUAGACAAAUGUAUCGGUACCUGCCCGAUAGAGAAUUCCAAACCUUCCGUGCAUUUACCUCACGAAGACUGCACAAAGUAUUGCGUAUGUUCAUUAGGACGUCCUUAUCUAGUCGAAUGUUCAGACGGUCUCCAUUACAACAAAGUAGAACAGAUCUGUACAUUACCAGAAACUGCUCACUGCGAAGUAACACAAAAUACGGAAAACGCGUCUGUUUGGUCAGGCUUAUAUCUGCUGUUCGUUUUCGUCACAAUAGUAACGGCGAAUACUGAACCAGAAUGUGUCGAUCAUCCAGGCUGUCCAGUUCCAAAUGGCAAUGAGACAGUUCACCUUCCUUAUGAGAAGGAUUGUCACAAAUUUUAUAAAUGUAAUAAUGGACAGGGAUGUAUACUAUCUUGCCCGGAAUACGGUAACGGGAAGCAGCUAGCCUUCAAUCCGGACACCCAAACCUGUGACUGGCCGUUUAAUGUACCCUCUUGCACUGGCUCAACGGGAACAACAACGCCGGGAACAACAACGCCGGGAACAACAACAACGCCGGGGACACCACAGCCUGAUACAUCGGAAUGUCCAAAAAGUGGCAAAAAGAACAUAAGGGAUCCAAGCGACUGUCGUUACUAUUUCGAAUGUGACGAUGGAGUACAAACGCGUCGGAAGUGUUACACGAAUACCGUGUUUAAUCCCAGUAUUGGGUCGUGUGACAGCGCGGAUAAUGUAGUAUGUCCUUCAACCUGA
Messenger RNA from Eufriesea mexicana, 3180 nucleotides. RefSeq lists its product as uncharacterized. Bases 1 to 3180 code for a protein of 1059 amino acids. Gene Ontology annotation, molecular function: chitin binding. Lineage: Eukaryota; Metazoa; Arthropoda; Insecta; Hymenoptera; Apidae. The record is from RefSeq and is a predicted model, not a curated record. The transcript has 3 exons. Gene Ontology annotation, cellular component: extracellular region.